Molecule: messenger RNA, 816 nt
Organism: Impatiens glandulifera
Lineage: Eukaryota; Viridiplantae; Streptophyta; Magnoliopsida; Ericales; Balsaminaceae
Product: probable leucine-rich repeat receptor-like protein kinase At1g35710
Exons: 2
Coding region: 1-816 (271 amino acids)
Biological process (GO): protein phosphorylation
Molecular function (GO): ATP binding; protein kinase activity
Source: RefSeq, a predicted model, not a curated record
AUGGGAGUAGGGGAAGCGAGGGCGUUUGCGAACGAGAUAAAGACCCUGACCCAAACGAGACAUAGGAAUAUCGUGAAGCUUUAUGGGUUUUGUUCACACGAAAGGGAGACGUUCUUGGUGUCUGAGCUGUUGGAAAACGGAUCAUUGGAUAGCGUUUUGGGGUCAGAAAAAUUGGCCAAGGAAUUGAUUUGGGAAAUAAGAAUUAGAAUAGUGAAAGGAGUGGUUGAUGCACUCUGUUAUUUGCACCAUAGUUGUGUUCCUCCCAUAAUCCAUAGAGACAUUUCAAGUAAGAAUAUUUUACUCGACAAGGAAUUUGAAGCUCAUGUCUCCGAUUUCGGAACAUCCAAGUUCUUGAAGCCUAAUUCUUCCAAUUGGACAACCGUUGCUGGAACAUACGGUUACAUCGCUCCAGAGUUGGCUUAUACGCCAGUAACGACCGAGAAAUGCGACGUUUACAGCUUCGGGGUUCUGGCUCUUGAAAUUUUAUAUGGGUCGCACCCGCAUGAACUCAUAUCCAAGUUGUCGUCCAAUCAAGUGAAGAUAUUGUUGUUGGAUGAUGCAUUGGAUCGGAGACUAGCGCAACCAUUAGGCCAAGAGCUUGAAGAUGAAUUGAAAUGUAUCAUAAACUUGGCUGUUUGUUGCUUGAAUUCUAAUCCACAAGCUAGACCAUCAAUGGAUGAAGUCUCGAAAUUGCUACAAGUUAAGAUUGACACUAAUUAUCCACCCAAGUUUGGUUCUGAAACUGCAACGGCUACUACACCAACUACUGAUUCAUCGUACUAUUCCCAGGAAUCCAAAUUACUUCAGUUUGUCUAG